Molecule: messenger RNA, 1218 nt
Organism: Cyprinus carpio (common carp)
Lineage: Eukaryota; Metazoa; Chordata; Actinopteri; Cypriniformes; Cyprinidae
Product: haloacid dehalogenase-like hydrolase domain-containing protein 3
Source: RefSeq, a predicted model, not a curated record
GUAAUCUUCCAAUAACAAGUACGUUUACCUUCUGUCACCUUGCUUUCUAACACUACGUAGCCAUCUGUAGGUUAUGUGUGCAGUUUGUAUUUAUCAGAGCAUAAGGCAUGUAGGUUUCAGCCGUAUUGGUGAUGCGAGGGCCGGUGCGUUGGGUGUUAUGGGAUGUGAAGGACACACUGCUAAAGGUCCGUCGCUCGGUUGGAGAGCAGUACUGCAGCGAAGCGGAGCGAGCAGGACUCAAGCUGCCAGCUGCACAGCUAGAAACUGCUUUCAGACAGGCUUACCGGCAGCUAUCUCGCAUAUUUCCCAACUAUGGUAGAGCUCAGGGCAUGAACAGCCAGGAGUGGUGGACUGGACUAGUGAGGGACACUUUUGCGCAGUGUGGGGUAGAUGACCCUGCUUUACUGGAUAGGCUAGCCAACAACCUCUAUCAUAACUUUAGUGGACCAGAAAACUGGGAGGUGUUUCCUGAUUCUAAUAAAACUCUGAAGUUCUGCACCGCUUUGGGACUCAAGCAAGGCGUUGUUUCCAACUUCGACAAGCGUUUGGAAGGGAUCCUGAGGGGAUGUGGCCUUCUCACUCACUUCUCAUUUCUCCUGACCUCAGAAGAAGCUGGGGUUGCUAAACCAGACCCUGGCAUUUUUAACCAGGCACUUGUGCGGUGUGGUGUUCCAGCCUCCAGUGUAGUGCAUGUUGGGGACCAUUAUGUGAACGACUACCUGACCUCACGCUCAUUGGGUAUUCGAGGUUACCUGCUUGACAGACAAGACCAUCAAGGGCACCCUGAUGUUCCCCCACAGCACAGACUACAGAGCCUAGAUGAACUACCAGCUCAAUUAAAACAGGAUGUAGACUGAUGAUUAUGUAAUGUUGCUGCAGGUUUAAACUAAUUUUUAAAUGGGCCAUAUUUUUGAGAUGGUCCUCAUUGCAGAACACAAUAUCCAGGGGAAGUGGUUGGAUCGAGAUCCAACUCUUCCCACCUUACAUAUGCCUAAACCCACUCAUCUCCUCCCCCUAGAUGUGGCUCCAACCAUGCCCCCUAGAUCUUGUGUUCUGCAGUGAGGGGCUACUGAUAUUUUUUGCAGAUGCUUGUUUCGUAUGAUGUAAGCCGAAAACAUCAGAAAGUAGGACUGGAAAUUGUUCUGAAAAUGUACUUUUAACAGUUUAGUAUUUUAGUCAUAAUGUACUGCCAACAAUUAUAUUUUAUUGUGAAAAUUG